AGCAGGCUAGCAGCUGCAUUAUCAUCAAAUUCUUCAUUCAGUGAGUCAGCAUUUUUGAACGCCCUAGCCUAGCUUCUAUGAGUUCAUCUACGGCUGACUUGGGCGUGUAAAUGCAUGUAUAUGAUGACUGCUUUUAAUAUUGUGUGUGCGAUUUUGGUUGCAUUUACUCUGUUAAGCAUGAAAAUCGAAUAUGUACAAUCGUGGAAUGUCACUCGAGAUUAUGGAGAUAUCUUCGAUAACCCAGAGUGCGACUCACAAACCUGCCCACGAAUCUGCAGCCGGUAUAACGCGGAGUGCGCUAACGAGUAUCAUGGAUGUGCACAAUGUCAAUGUAGAAAGGGAAACGAGCAAAAUUUUGUUGGAGAUGGGAAGGGAGCAGGGAAGUGUGUGACAGGCUAUAAAAUAGACGAUGAUUCGCUUCCAAAAGAAAGUUUUGAAUUACGAGGCACCGCACGAUGGGCUAAAACGGAUAGUUGCCUUGAAGCCGAUCCAGACCUUGUUAUGGAUAAUACAUGCGUAGCUGGUGUAGACAAAUCGUGGGUUUUAACUGUUGAUGGUCAGUUAAUGAACAUGAAGCGAUUGCAGUGCAUAGAUGGCGAAGAUCCUAACCGAGUGGUGGUCAAGCCCUGCGAUCUGAGCAAAGAAACUCAAAAAUGGAAAUGUCAUGGGCAUCAAAUAACUCAGUCACAAAGAAACAUCAAUUAUGGACUGACUUAUGACAGAGAUGAUAAACUGGUACUUGACUCUGUUUCGGCGCAGUGGUAUUCAGCAGGUGGUGGAGCAUCACCAACAUGUAAAACCGCCAUAAAUUAUACAGGUUCUUAUCGUUUCAAUGAUGGUCAAGCUAUGCGAGUAUUGGCGUACAGUGAUUAUCUCAGCGACGACUGCAAACGUGGUUGCACAAAGACAUUCAAAGUUUACGCUCCGUUAUAUGUUCAAAAUGAUCGAUGCUCUUUGAUGUGGAGCAAUUCCAGCUUUCUAAAAGGCAGUGAGACAUGGCAGCUGGCUUCUUCUGGAAACAGUACGGGUUUUACAUUGAAGCAUUCUCAAGUUUUCAACGGCGUCGAAAUAAAGGUUACGCGUGAGGCUUACCUGGAGUGGUCUGGUACUAUUUUAAAGUUAGAAGUCGAGUGUAAAUCUCAUAACACAAGCCGUGAACAGCAUUUUGUUUUAUUUAAACUUCUUUCGACGGACAAAUCCUCGUUUCCCACGUUGAAUCCAAGCAGUGGUACUGGAAAGACCGUAGCGAUACCUUUUCAGUGGCUAUUAUCGGCUUGUGUUUUUUACCUUUUUCAAGUGAUCUUAGUGCAUUGAUAUAACAUUUACAGCAAUAUCAUGUUCUAGGUAGCUAUAAAGUUAUGGAUGGAACAAAACGUCUAGCCUCUUUGAUAUUUAUAUCUUUGCCAAGAAAUAGGUGAUGCGCGAAUAUUCAUGUAUAUCUUAAAGCAUAAUUGGAAACAUACAGCAUGUACCAUCAUUUAUGGGGGUUUUUUAAACAUGUUCCUUUUUAAUUUACUUAAAACUAAUAUUAUGGUACCACUAUUUUUGCAGCAUCAUAAUAGAAACCAUCAUCUGA
Messenger RNA from Dendronephthya gigantea, 1576 nucleotides. RefSeq lists its product as uncharacterized. The transcript has 5 exons. The record is from RefSeq and is a predicted model, not a curated record. Bases 115 to 1314 code for a protein of 399 amino acids. Lineage: Eukaryota; Metazoa; Cnidaria; Anthozoa; Malacalcyonacea; Nephtheidae.